UUGAAAACCCUAGCUAGUAUUCUUGGUCUCUUCUAUCUUUCUUACCCUCCCGACCCUUCUGUUGCUCCUUCUUUCUCGGUUCAUCACAAAGAUCCGGACAUGGCGACUGCAACACCACCACGUCAACUCUCCCAGAAGGAGGCCGAUAUCCAGAUGAUGUUGGCUGCCGAGGUUCAUCUAGGCACUAAGAAUUGCAACUUCCAAAUGGAGCGUUACGUUUUCAAGCGUCGGAACGAUGGAAUCUACAUUAUUAACCUUGGUAAGACUUGGGAGAAACUUCAGCUGGCUGCCAGAGUCAUUGUGGGUAUUGAGAAUCCACAAGAUAUCAUUGUUCAGUCUGCAAGACCUUACGGUCAGAGGGCUGUCUUAAAGUUCGCUCAAUACACUGGUGCUCAUGCAAUAGCCGGGAGGCACACCCCUGGAACCUUCACCAACCAGCUUCAGACCUCAUUCAAUGAGCCGCGUCUUCUGAUUCUGACUGAUCCUAGAACUGAUCAUCAGCCCAUCAAGGAAGGUGCCCUUGGAAACAUUCCUACAAUUGCCUUUUGUGACACUGAUUCACCAAUGCGUUAUGUUGAUAUUGGAAUUCCAGCAAAUAACAAGGGGAAACAUAGCAUAGGAUGUCUAUUCUGGCUUUUGGCCAGGAUGGUUCUGCAGAUGCGUGGAACAAUCCGUGCAGGGCUUAAAUGGGAUGUGAUGGUGGAUUUGUUUUUCUACCGUGAGCCCGAGGAGGCCAAGGAGAAAGAGGAAGAAGAGGCUAUUGCUGCGCCCCUAGAUUAUGGCAUUGCAGAUUUUGGUGCUGCUCCACUUGUUACCUCAGAUCAAUGGGCUGGACAAAUUUCUGAUGCUCAGUGGGGUGCCCCUGAUGUGGUUCCACCACCAGAUGCUGCUUUAGUUCCUCCACCGGUUUCAAAUGUCGAGUGGUCCCAAGAGCCAGUUGCUUCAUCAGACGGAUGGCAAGCUGCAGUACCACCACCAGCACCUUCAGCUGAAGGUGGCGCCCCUCCAGCUGCCAGUUGGUUUUGAGGGAUGGUUGCAAACGAGAAUUGAUUAAAUCGUUGUAUGAGUUUGCUUGUUUAUGUAGGAGUAUCACCUUUUUGGGCUGCAAACUUGUGAGUUUUAGAAUUUGAGAUUGAAAUUUUGACUUCAACUUUGGUAUCUUGGUAAAAUUUUUAGGAAUAUUUGAGAAAUUACUUGCCUAAACUAUAGUAGGCAUCCAUAUAAAUGAGAUUUUGAAUCA
Cucurbita pepo subsp. pepo (vegetable marrow) is the source of this 1240-nucleotide messenger RNA. Its product is annotated as small ribosomal subunit protein uS2y. Gene Ontology annotation, molecular function: structural constituent of ribosome. Gene Ontology annotation, biological process: translation. Lineage: Eukaryota; Viridiplantae; Streptophyta; Magnoliopsida; Cucurbitales; Cucurbitaceae. The record is from RefSeq and is a predicted model, not a curated record. Gene Ontology annotation, cellular component: ribosome; small ribosomal subunit.